Messenger RNA from Nothobranchius furzeri (turquoise killifish), 1816 nucleotides. It is a transcript of the gene rassf4a, whose product is annotated as Ras association domain family member 4a. Gene Ontology annotation, biological process: signal transduction. NCBI's taxonomy places the organism in Eukaryota, Metazoa, Chordata, Actinopteri, Cyprinodontiformes, Nothobranchiidae. The record is from RefSeq and is a predicted model, not a curated record.
CCCGAGGUCUGAAUUCCACAUUGCCGAGACAGCAUGAACGCGAGCAGUAGAUAAGGGAGGACAUAGACGGAUAAGGACGGCUCUGCUAUGGUUCAGUUCUGACACUGCUUCAACAUUAACAGCACAGGCCGAGACAAGCUGUCUUCUGUUUAGAAUGAGUGAAGUCCAGUCCUUUGUGAAGCUUAAUGAAGAGAAGCUUAUACCGAAACCUGACAUCUUAACGCUGCUGAGAACCUACAACUGUUACCAUGACGGGAAGAACUUCCAGCUGAGGACUCGGGAGGAGGAUGGAGAGCUCCUCCUCGAGGGGCUGCUAAAUAUCUACUGGGGUCUUCGCCGACCAAUAAGACUUCAGAUGUUUGAUGACAAUGAAAGAUUUCGACUCAGCAGGAGUGAGAAGUCUUCUGUGGUUCAGCAGUCAUCAGCAGAGUCCAACAACAACUCCCUGAGCAGAGACUCCAGACCUGCUGGUGGUGAGUUGGGUGUUCAGGAGGAAGAGGACUCCCCCCAGCUGCUGAGGACCAGGAGCGAUGCUUCCUUCAUGCGAGUUCAGAGGAGGUCAAACACACACUCUGCCAGAGAUCUGCAGCGCCUGCGUGCACACAGGUUCUCCAUCAACGGCCACUUCUACAAUCACAAGACAUCAGUUUUUACUCCGGCCUACGGUUCAGUCACAAACGUGCGCGUUAACAGCUCCAUGACGACCGGACAAGUCCUCAACCUGCUGCUACACAAGUUCAGGGUGGAGAAUAAAGCAGAAGAUUUUGUUCUUUACAUGGUGCAUGAGUCUGGUGAAAGGAGCCGAUUAAAGGUAGACGAACGCCCACUGGUGACUCGUAUUCUUUACGGGCCGUGUGAGAAAAUAUCCAAGAUCUUCAUCACAGAGGCCGACCUUGGAGAGGAAGUUACGUAUGAUAUGUAUGGUGGUUCUUUCCUCCUGAAGAAAGGAUUUGAAGUUCACCAAACUUACAACCAUUUUCCAUCAUGUUUUCUUCGUGUCUGGUUCGAUGACGUGAAGCACAUUUGUAGUCCAGGACUUAUUUUCACACAAAAUCGAAAAUAGCGUUUUCCUAGUCUUUAAAAUUGACAGACAUCAUAUGUGAAAUCCAUGGCACAAAACAAGCGGCAUUAGAAAAUAGCGUUUUUAGCCCCAUUGACUUGCAGUCAUUUUUUCGUUCUUCUGGGGACCCAUGGUCCGGAAUUAGAUGGGUGUGACUUAGGCUCCUUAUUGUCUUAAAGCAGGUAAAGAGCUCAGUGGCGCGCGGUGAGGUCCGUGACUGGGGAGGCACUGACUGCUCUGGAGUCAGCCUUACAAAUACAUGAUACCAAAAUAGAAGCUUGUAUUUUAUUUUUGACAUUGAUUGAAGUUUUGUGUUGAUUUAAAUCUUGUUGGUUAUAAUUGAAUCAGGUUCAUACUAUUCAACAAAACACUAACUAGAAAAGUAAAAUAAUAUUUAAUAUUAGGGCAAGUUUGACUUAAAAUGUAUUCAUUAUUUAAGGAAUGAGCAGCCGCGCCUCUGUCAGUGCGCCCCAGGGCAGCUGUGGCUACAUCGUAGCUCAUCACCAUCAGUGUGUGAAUGUGUGUGUAAAUGGAUGAAUGAUACACUGUAGUGUAAUGCGCUUUGGAGUCCUUACUCUGAGAGGCGCUAUACAAGUGCGGGUCAUUUAUCAUUUGAUCAGGAAGCAGGUAAAUUCAGCGAUUUUGACUUUAAACAUGAUGAAAUCAUACAGAAAACUAAUCAUUAUUAGUAUUGUACUUGUCACUAUGACAAGCCUCUUCUGACUGUACGUCACUGAAAGAGCCCCCCCCCCCCCC